AUGCACUUGUCUUAUUUCUUGUUGGUAUUCCUCAACUCGACUUGGGUUAUCUCCGCAGCUAUCAAGGGGCUCUCCAUCUUUGAGAAUGAUGGCUCUGUUCCUGUUGUUAAUAUCUCUUCUGCUGAUUUCGGUAAUGGGAACUCCAACACCGGAAAAAGGGCAAAUAUCUCACCAAAGAAGCUGAAGCUCAAAUAUACUCGAUAUGCUGUCACAAUUGACGGCCGAAACAUGUCCAAUUGGCAAGACUUCCAAACAAUCGGCUCUAUCUACAUCACCGAUCCUAUCCCAAUGAAGGAGGCCAGGCCUGGCAGUCAGAACCAAGUGGAAGUGAUCCUCGCGACUGGACGGUAUGGGAUUCCUCCCGCCCCGGUUGCGACAAAUGGAGACCUAUGGUACGUCACCAACUCGUACCUCGUGGGCUUCUUCAGUCAAGUUUAUACUUUUGGGGGUCUGAAAACCAUUGACUUUGCGAAUGAAUAUUUUCGCAUGAACCAGUUAACGGUUAGAAUUGAUACAUCGGACCCUACGCUUGCUAGCAAGAAUAAACCCGCCUCUUUCAAGGCAAAGGAUCAAUAUUAUAAACCCAGCAGUGGAGGGUUUGUGCUGGACAUUUCUCAAAAUUCAUUAAACGGAACUAUCUUUUUCAAAUCAGCAUUCCCGGUAUUGGCACCCUACCAUGCAAAGGUCAGUGGAAAGAAGAUGCAGACUGGAAUAUGGGAACUUUAA
This is a messenger RNA of Fusarium odoratissimum NRRL 54006, 726 nucleotides long. RefSeq lists its product as uncharacterized. Bases 1 to 726 code for a protein of 241 amino acids. The record is from RefSeq and is a predicted model, not a curated record. The transcript has a single exon. NCBI's taxonomy places the organism in Eukaryota, Fungi, Ascomycota, Sordariomycetes, Hypocreales, Nectriaceae.